GUUUUUUAUUCAUUCGAAGAAUAUCUGUCAAAAUUCUCCGUUGUGUUGUGAUUUCAUUGUUUACAAACAUUCGUGCGUACGGUGAUUAACAAUUAAUUAAUUCGUUAAUUGUUAUUAAUGAUCCAUGAAGAGAUUAACUGUUGACGCGUAAUUCAUAUCCGAUUAAAAUGUCGAUCGUUAACACUAACAUAACCAAGCAACCUUUGAAAGUGAUUGAAGUGCCUUUGAGUAAAUUUAGCGAAGAAGUGAUUCCUCACCAUCAGAAUGUCUACGAGCAGCAUAGGACCCUUAUUUUAAAGUUGAUAUCUCAAAACAACACCACCCUUCUGCGCCAAGAAAUCAAAAACAAAAAACGCAUGCCCAAGCAACUCAAGGACCUCAUGUACGAACUGGACACCCUCAGAGCACAAGUCGAAGACGCCGACUUGGAUAAAUUCGACACAAAAACUUUAUCAUUUAGAAAAACCAUAAUUAACUUAAUUUCGGGUUACACAGACUUGGAAAAGCGCAGUGCAGCCUUAGACGCCGCCCGAAACGAAGACGAAGAGCGCCUCCUCCAGAAAACCCACCCCUUUGAAGGCGCCUCCCAGAUCCAAAUCCACGACGACUUGGACGAAAUCAAGCUAAAACAACGACAAGAACUCCUAGAGGACGUCGAAAACGUCCAACGAGACGCCCAAGAUCUGAACGAAAUUUUCACCCAGUUGAACCAGAUGGUGGAGAGUCAGCGGGAAAACGUCGAUAAAGUGGAGGAGAGUGUUGAGAGCACGCAGGAAAAUGUGCAGUCGGGGCUGAGACAACUGGUGAAAGCGCACAAGUUGAAAACGGCCGCCUAUCCGGUGACGGGGGCCUUCAUAGGGACGAUGAUCGGGGGGCCCGUGGGCUUAGUAGCGGGGUUGAAAAUCGGGGGGUUGACGGCGUUGGGGUGCGCACUCGCCGGAUACACCGGGGGGAGGUUUUUUAAGAAGAAUUAUGAAGUGGAGGCGGAAGUGAUUGAAGAAAGUAAGGAGAAUGCGGAGCCCGUGGUUGACGACAAUGAGGAGAAAAAGGACAUUUGACAGUGCGUUUUCUGUUAAUUUAUUUUAUUUGGAUGAGAUGUACAUAUUUAAUUGGUUUAGUUAAAAUGGUAACUAAUGAUGUGUGUUCCUAUGGAUUGUUAGGUUAGGAUGCUUGCUUAUCAAGUUCUAAAUUAUUGAAAGACUGUUAAUUAUGGGAUUUUUAUGUUUUUCUUUUUGUUGUGAAAUUUUGAAUUAGAUUUUUUUUUAUUGUGAUUUUACAACAAAUAAUGUAGUUUUACGUUUUAGGCACGUUUUAGGGUCACUAGGUGUAGGUGCUACACAAACUUUGGAUUCUUCAGCCUGUGAUUUUUAAUAUAUUAGUACGGUUUUUGUCGCUACCGAACUUAUACUUUCACAAACUCUGCUUUCACUUUGUUUCGCCAAAAAAUAUAAAUGAAGUUUUAUCAAUAAAA
Molecule: messenger RNA, 1471 nt
Organism: Zophobas morio
Lineage: Eukaryota; Metazoa; Arthropoda; Insecta; Coleoptera; Tenebrionidae
Product: syntaxin-17
Exons: 4
Coding region: 168-1058 (296 amino acids)
Biological process (GO): vesicle fusion; vesicle-mediated transport; intracellular protein transport
Cellular component (GO): endomembrane system; SNARE complex; membrane
Molecular function (GO): SNAP receptor activity; SNARE binding
Source: RefSeq, a predicted model, not a curated record